UCUAAUUUGCGUUUUAGUGGGAAAUAUUUUCAAAGCUAUGCCGCCCGGGUGCUGCGCGACGGCGGCGGCGGCGAUCGCCUCCAUCGCUCCUCCACGGAUUUCUUCCAAUCGCGGCGGGUCGAAGAGAUCGCAAUGCAACCGCGGCGGAAUCGCGCGGGCGAAGUUUGCAUUGCCGGCGCUUCCCUACGAAUCGAGUGCGCUGGAGCCUUACAUGAGCAAGAAGACGCUGGAGGUCCACUGGGGAAAGCACCAGCGAGGAUACAUUGAGAAUCUAAACAGGCAAAUCGCAAAUACUCCGCUCGAGGGCUAUCUCUUGGAAGACAUUGUCAAGAUAAGUUACAAUAGAGGAAGCCCCCAACCGGCAUUCAACAAUGCAGCGCAGGCUUGGAAUCACGAUUUCUUCUUCACUUCUCUCAAGCCUGGAGGUGGCAAAUCUCCGACUGGCGAGAUUGCCGAGCUUAUUGACAAGCAGCUUGGCUCUUACGAUAAUUUUGUCAAGGAGUUCAAGCUCGCGGCAGCUUCUCAAUUUGGUGCUGGUUGGGCAUGGCUUGCUCUGAAGGAAGCGAAGCUGGUCGUUGAGAAAACUCCAAACGCUAUUAAUCCUCUCAUUUGGGAUCACAUUCCAUUGCUUGUGCUCGAUGUUUGGGAGCACGCUUACUAUCUCGAUUUCCAAAACAACAGGCCAGACUACGUGUCUACAUUCCUGGAGCAUCUAGUAAACUGGGACAUCGUGAAUGCAAGACUGGAUCGAGCAAAAGCGUUCAUGAACUGGGGAGAGCCGGAUUGGGACCUCUUCGACAAGGAUGCAGAUAUCUUAACUUACGAGGAGGCCGGGAUCGACGUGGUUGAAGAUUCAAGCUGAGAAAAGCAAGUGAAGCUCCUCAAGCAACAUGGCUGCAGACAAACUCGGCAAAGCUUUGUUAGAGUUUGUAGCCAUAGGAGUGGCAAAAGCGGACGCAAGCAGCUCGCCAGGUGUGUACUGCCAAAUUGCUUUGUCCGGGAAAUAUGAUCCUUCUCUUUUCAGCCACAGGAGGACGAGGGACAAGAAACAAACUAUUUCAUCGCUUAUACUUAGAUCUGACACGGAAAGUUUUAGACGAGUAAAGCAAGCAGCUAAACGAUCAAUCAAAACUAGCAGAGUGGGCUAGCUUGUUUGCU
Selaginella moellendorffii is the source of this 1158-nucleotide messenger RNA. Its product is annotated as superoxide dismutase [Fe], chloroplastic. The coding region runs from base 38 to 862 and encodes 274 amino acids. Gene Ontology annotation, biological process: superoxide metabolic process. Gene Ontology annotation, molecular function: superoxide dismutase activity; metal ion binding. The transcript is spliced from 7 exons. Lineage: Eukaryota; Viridiplantae; Streptophyta; Lycopodiopsida; Selaginellales; Selaginellaceae. Gene Ontology annotation, cellular component: chloroplast nucleoid. The record is from RefSeq and is a predicted model, not a curated record.